Alligator sinensis (Chinese alligator) is the source of this 3613-nucleotide messenger RNA. It is a transcript of the gene RAB11FIP2, whose product is annotated as RAB11 family interacting protein 2. The record is from RefSeq and is a predicted model, not a curated record. Gene Ontology annotation, molecular function: small GTPase binding. The transcript has 5 exons. Lineage: Eukaryota; Metazoa; Chordata; Crocodylia; Alligatoridae. Gene Ontology annotation, cellular component: endosome; phagocytic cup. Gene Ontology annotation, biological process: regulated exocytosis. Bases 129 to 1559 code for a protein of 476 amino acids.
AUCCCCGCGGCUGCUGAUUUGGGAGAGCCCCCCCCUCAGGGAAUGAGCGGCGGCUCCUCGUCUGCUCCGGGGCCCCGGGUUUAAAGGCCCCCCGCCGGUCUGUAUUUGCCCCGCCGCCGGCCGAGAGGAUGCUGUCCGAGCAAGCCCAGCGGUGGUUCCCCACCCACGUGCAGGUCACGGUGCUGCAAGCCAAAGCCCUGAAGCCCAAAGGCAAGAACGGCACCAACGACACGUACACCAUCAUCCAGCUGGGCAAGGAGAAGUACUCCACCUCGGUGGCCGAGAAGACGCUGGAUCCGGUGUGGAAAGAAGAGGCCUCGUUUGAGCUGCCGGGAUUACUGGUGCAAGGCAGCCCCGAGAAGUACAUCCUCUGCCUGGUGGUCAUGCACAGGUCGCUGGUGGGGCUGGACAAGUUUUUGGGGCAGGUGGCUAUCAAUUUGAACGCGAUCUUUGAGGACAAGCAACGGAGGAAAACGGAGUGGUUUAGCCUAGAAUCCAAACAAGGCAAAAGGACUAAAGACAGAGGAGAAAUAAAAGUCAGUAUUCAGUUUAUGAGGAAUAAUAUGACAGCAAGCAUGUUUGACCUGUCGAUGAAAGAUAAAACAAAAUCCCCUUUUGCUAAACUAAAGGACAAAAUGAAGGGUCGAAAAAGCGAUGGGACGUUUUCGGACACAUCUUCUGCAAUCAUUCCAAGUACUCACACACCUGAUGCAAACAUUGAAGCAUCCAGUAGUGAAAUGCAAAUGAAAUCAAAACCAAAAAAACCUUUCCUUUUGGGACCUCAGCGACUAUCUUCAGCCCAUUCGAUGUCUGAUUUAACUGGGUCGCAUGUGUCUUCAGAAAAAUUGAAAUCCAGUGCAAUUGGUCACACUCAACUUUUCCGACGUCAGCUAGAAUCCUUUAGUUCUGUUGAUGAAACGGGAAGUAUAAAAUCUCCACAUAGGAGGACAUUGAGUGCUGAUACUUCUAAAGUGAAUCAGGAUGACAGCACAGUUGGCGAAAGAGAAUCAGCUUUUGAAGCACAAAAUGAUCCAUUUACAAAUGUGAGUGCUUCAUUACCCCAAAAGUUUGCUACUCUGCCAAGACAAAAAAAUCCAUUUGAAGAAACUCCUUCAUCAUGGGAUCAGAACAUAAAUCUGUUUUCUAAACCUGUUGAAAUCAAAAAAGAAACCAGAAAAGAGAAAAAGGAGAAAGUUAGUCUUUUUGAAAGAGUGACUGGUAAAAAAGAUAGCAAGAGGUCGGAUAAACUUAGCAAUGGGGCAUCAGAAAGUUCUACUGACUUGAAAUCACCUAGUGCAUUUGGUGAAAAUCAUCAGGAGAGUUUUAAUUAUGAUUCAACUAAUCCGUUUACAACAAACUUCAAGCCUACAAGCGUGUUGCCAUCGUCUAGUUUUAAGAUGAAUACACGAAGCAUUGAAGACCUCAGGAAAACAACACCAGCACUCCUCACCAGAAAUGCUCUCCUGAUUACAGAUGUGGUACAGUUCAAUGAAACCAAGAGAAGGCCUAGAGGACCCGAGCCUCAAAAUAAGUGGAAUAACCUUGAAGAUACCAUGUAGAACAGAUGUGAGGAUUUCCACCUGGGAAUAGUGGGAGAUCUAUUGAUUUGGCCAUUUAAAACAAGUUGGAACUAAAUAGUAGAAUCCAGUCAACAAUUUUUCAUUAGCAGUGUAUUACCUAACCGACCUUUCUUACUACUGUAGCCUAUGGCUCUUUAGUAGGACAGUUAUUUAGAUGGGUAUUUGGAGGAAAUAACCUGAUUUAGGAAAUAAAUAUGAAGGGGUUAGUAAUAAAAAUAAAAAAUUAACAGCUUCUUAUGAAAAUAAUAAAAAAAGAAAAAAAGAAAGAAGACAUUUUAUUCUAAGAUGCAAAGAAUCAUAAAAUAACAGAGAAAAGACCUAGAAGGGUCCUCAAGAGGUUAUUUAGUCCCUGCUUGAGAUAGGAUCAUCCCUGUCUAAACCACCUCAGACAUAUAUGUCUUACUUGCCCUAACCACUUCCAGUGCCAAUAAUGCCACAACCUCUCGAAGUGAUCUCUUCUACUGCUUAAUCAUGCUCAUAGUUAGUAAGUUCUCCCCAAUAUCUAACCAAAUCUCCCUUAUUCCAAUUUAAGUCCAUUACAGUUUUAUUCUGUCCCCUGCGGACUCAGAGGGAAAAAAUCCACACAUUUUGUAGUUUCUUUGUUUAAAAGAAAUGAUGGUCUUACUAGAAUUUUGUUCUAUGAGCAGAUUGUAUCUUUAAAAGUGGAUUUGUUUUCCAUCUUAAAAAAAAAUAGAAAAUAAGUUGCACAACCAAAUAGGAUUUCUACUGUUUGUAUUUUGCUGUGUUAUGUAAAUGAUUUAUAACAACUUUUGAUGUUUCAUAAUAAAUACCCAAGUUUGUAUAAUGUAAGGAACUAGAGGGAGAUGUCAGAGUAUAUGAAGGCUGCCUUUGAUCAGAUAGUAAACUGAAUUCUACCAGUCAGUUACUUAAUCUCUGACAAAAAGCAACAUCAAAAAAUUGAUUUAAUUUACCAGCUAUUGUCUGUAAAGUAACCUUAAUUACAGUUUCUAUGUGCUUGUAAAUGUACUAUCCCAAAUUGUGUAAUUUAUUGCUGGUAAUAAUUCUUUUAAGAAAUAAGAUAUGAAUUGUUUUAUUUAAAGGAUUUAAAGGUGAUAAAAGAAAUCCUUGAUAUGCUGAUUUUCUUUUGGAAUACCAACUAUCCUAAAUGUCAGUUGCAGGAUUAUAAGGUUAUGUUCAUUUAAUGCAAGAUACAAUUAAGAGAAGAAGGCACUAUCUAUGUACCCUUAGUUUUUGAAUGAAACUAUUUGAAACAUUUUAAUGCUCCAGAUUAUUUUAAAGAUGUUUGAAGUAAUUUAUAUUAGGUUCUGCAGUAAUAGCCUUCCACCAAGUUGUUAUUUUUUUCUUUCCUUAUACCUAGUGUUUAGAAAUUACACUUGUAUGUCUUCUGCUCUGGUGCCAACACCUGUCUCUGGAAAUAGUGCUUAAAUGGGAGCAGUAGCCAGUUGAAAGGGCAGCGCGAGCUCUUUACGGCCUAAUUAAGAACUGAAAGGGAGAUGAAGCAAGUAGGACAAAAGAUGUGAAAGUAGCUGAGAUGAUAUUCCCAGAGCAAAAUUCCUCAUUAGAACAAUAAAGAUAUGAUCAGAGAAUGCCAGGCCUUCCUCUUAUCUCUCUCACUCUCCUCCAGUUACUGUGGAUGUCAGUUUGUACCCCAAUAACAUAUAGUUACCAAGACAACCCUCCCUCCAGGAUGUUGCUGUUUAGUACAUUUUACUAAAAUAAGAUAAAUAUUUUACAGUAAAAUUUUAGUAGCAAGUUUUUGUCGAGUGGAUACUAUAGAGCAAUGUGUUACUUUUGUUCAAAUUAACAACAUUAACAUCAAACGUGAGUUACCCCGUAGUGCUGUCAGUGUUCACUUUUAAAUUUAUGAAAAACAUACUGGUAGGCAGUUUAAAUUUGUAUUUUUCUGUAAGCAGUAUUUCCCUUUGCAUUUAUGUAACAAGUUAUUACAAGAAAAGUUUCAUGUGGAGCAUGAACAUAAGAAAACAACUUUAAAACAUAUGUAUUACACAACUAUUUGGGGGAAAAGAUAUAAUAAUUAAAAACAGUGUUGU